Camelina sativa (false flax) is the source of this 787-nucleotide messenger RNA. RefSeq lists its product as uncharacterized. The record is from RefSeq and is a predicted model, not a curated record. NCBI's taxonomy places the organism in Eukaryota, Viridiplantae, Streptophyta, Magnoliopsida, Brassicales, Brassicaceae.
AAGCAAGCAAUAGAAAAACAAAAAAUAAAGAAGUAAGAAAAGAAGAAGAAGAAGAAGAUGGGGAACUGUAUAGUAAUGGAGAAGAAAGUGAUAAAGAUAGUGAGAAAUGAUGGGAAGGUACUUGAAUAUAGAGAACCCGUUAGUGUUGGUCACAUCCUUACUCAAUUCUCUGGUCACACUCUUUCUCACAACAACACUUAUCUUCUGCCUGAUGCUAAGCUUCUCUCUGGCCGUCUCUAUUACCUCCUACCUACAAUGAUCAAGAAGAAGGUCAAUAAGAAAGUGACGUUUGCCAAUCCGGAAGUGGAAGAGGAGGACGACGAAAGAAGAUCACUAAGAGAUGACGACGAUGAUACUAGUGAAAGCAACAACAACAUCGAUGGUGAUGAGAAUAAGAGUGUCGUGAGGAUGAAGAUCAUUGUGCAUAAGCAAGAGUUGGAGAAGCUACUUCAAGGAGGGUCAGUCCAUGAGAUGAUGUACCAGACUCUUGAGAAACAACUUUUGCUUACUUCUUCUGAUGAUGAUGAUCUUGACUGUAAUAGAAGCUGGAAGCCUCUGUUAGAUAGCAUACCCGAAUCUGAAAGUCUCAGAAGAACAUAAACACAUAGAUCUUAUAUAUACAUAAAACUAGUCUAGAGCUUGCUCAAGGUCGACAAAAUUGUUCUCGAGUUUUGUUGUAUAGUAGUAUAUAAUAAGCUUUAAUUUUUGAAGCUAUGUUAUAGGAAAAGACUGUGAUAUUGUCAUCUUAAGUCAAGCUUUUUUCUUUUCUUUUCUGUUUCCAAGUAAA